AUGGAAUCGUUCAUCGGAAAAAGUGCAGAGUUUGAUUUUAACGACGGAAGGUUCCAAGGCAUUAGCCGCGUCAGGAUUAGAGAUGACGGCACGGAGGUGCUCUACAUCGGAGUGGUGUACGAGACGGCCGACGGUGGAACGCAACUUCUCCAACGUGGCGUCUACAACGGGACAUGGGAAGAGUUUGGAUUUAAUUACCCUGAUGAAUAUAUAACUUCCGUUGAGUGUACAUACGGCCAACACCUUCAGUUGAGGCAGCUUGUCUUGGUAACUUCACGUGGGCGAAGAUCUAGAAUGUUUGGUUCCACGGCGACGGUCGAUCCUUCGUUCAAAGCGCACUUCGGUCCAGCGCCACCAAGAAAACUAGGCGCAAUCGGUGGUGUGGGAGGACAAGAAUGGGAUGACGGAAAACACGACAGCGUGAGGAAGAUUCGAGUAGGUUGGGGUCGGAUUGGGGGGUUGGCUUUCUUACAGUCUGAUUACGUAGACGGAGAGGAUCAUGGGAUGGUAACUGAAACAGAGGAGGAGUUUAGAAUCGCUUAUGAGAACGAUCAUCUUGUUUCCGUGGAGGUUUACCGCAACAGAAUCGGGAAACCGGAUGGUGAAAAGUCUUCUCUCAAGGGCCACAAAAUUGUAGGGUUCCACGGACGGUCGAGCGAUAAGCGACUACACUCUCUUGGCGUCCGCGUAUCUUAUCCACCGAUUCCCCACUUGUCUGGAACAUGGAGCAAGGUGACUCAAAAAGGAGAGAUACCAAAGCCAAGGUGCUCAAACGCCAUAGCGAUGGUCGGAAAUAAGAUGUUUUCCUUUGGUGGCCAACUCAAUUCAGGUGAACCAAUGGAUAAACACUUGUACGUCUUUGACGACCACACCCGUAUUUGGUCGAGAUCUCGGGCCAGUGGAGACGUUCCGGAGUUUUCGUGCUUAGGAGCCUCUAUGAUCUCUGUCGGAUCGACGCUCUAUGUGUUUGGAGGGAAAGACCAUUCAGGCAACUACAAUGGCUUCCACUCUUUUGACACGGUAAGUAACGAGUGGAAGCUUCUAACUCGGGUCGGAGACGGACCAAGACCUCGCAGCUUCCACUCCAUGGCAGCCAUUGGGGGCAAGAUCUACGUUUUUGGUGGACUGAGUACGACGGGUCCGCUCAAUACGUUGGAUGCUUACAACAUCCAAACCCGAAGGUGGAGGUCGUUUUCAGCUCCGGGAUAUCCCUUGGCGGAAAGAGAACGAGCCGGGCUCGAAGUCGUGAACGGGAAGCUAUGGGUUCUGUAUGGAUUCAAGGGAUCCGAGUUAGAUGAUGUGCACUGCUUUGAUCCUACCCAAGAAACGUGGACAGAAGUGCAAACCUUUGGUGAGAAGCCAUGCGCGAGGAGUGCUUUCGCUAGUGCUGUGUUCCGUAACUACAUAUUGGUCUUUGGAGGUGAGACUCCGUCUGCUCCUACUCCUAUGGAGCUGAAUCAAAAGGUGGGCGGGACAUUUUGUCUGGAUACCGAGACCAAUAGGUGGGAGAAGCUUGACAAAAAGGACAGUCCAAGUCCCCGAGGGUCGUGCGCAUCAACAAGUUACUCACUGAAUGGCCACGAAAACGGAGUGCUUGUCUUUUGUGGACAGUUUCCAACUAACGGUCUCACUAAUGACCUUUUCAGCUACAGUCCUUUAGCUUAA
Messenger RNA from Arabis nemorensis, 1665 nucleotides. NCBI's taxonomy places the organism in Eukaryota, Viridiplantae, Streptophyta, Magnoliopsida, Brassicales, Brassicaceae. The record is from the annotation of a GenBank genome assembly.